UAUAAACUCAAGGGAGAAUGGCUGCCGAUGCAGUAUUGUACCUGUUAGUGUGAGGAAAGGUUUGGGUGUCUGCUCUUCCCGAAUCAGUUCUCGGGCUGCUUCUUUACGCAAAAUUGAAAAUUUUGCAAACAACCAAGAUCACCGUAAAAUAAAAAGUUUAUUAACGUUGUUCUAUAAGGAGUCAAGAUGAUGAAGUCAGCGAAGUCUAAUAGAACCAUCAAGUCCCUGGCAAGUGGAGGGAUAGCAACCAUCCUCGCCCUGCUGGCCACACUACUUCUGGUCCGUCCUGCUGCUGCCCUGGCCACCGCAGAGGAGAGCUACGGGACUAUGAUGUUUGAAGGAAUGAAGGAGGACCAAACGUGGCUGCAGACCAUGGAUGCCGGUAACGAAGUAGCAAGAUCAAGAGUCCGCCGUUUUGUUCCCUUCCCUCCUUCCAGUACACUCGAGGCUGCCUUCAAGCUGAAGUUGCCGGUGACGGGAACAAUAGGUCUGAACCUAAUAGUACUCGUCACUGCCUUCGUCUUCAAGCUGCCGGAGGAAUACUUUUCAAUAGGCAGGAGCUAUACAAAUUCUGCUGCCGACGAGAGAGCCUUCCUAUAUUCUAACAUGGAAUCCCUUCUUGAUAAUUUUGGGUACAAUGGACGAGCGUGUACCCUCAGGACCCUGUGUGAAAUAGCAGAGUCGCCCUUCGAGCACGACCUGUACGGAGAAGUCAUUAACCUUGUCCUCUCGGCUUCCAAGAGUCCCAGCAAUGAUGUGGAAUACGACGACUACAUGCUGGCUGAGCACUACGGACGCACUUACGGAGAUUGUGGUUCUAUCUACCAUACUUGCCCCACCUCCGUUCUUGAUAUCAUAUCGCAUUCAAUCUAAGAUUUCUGCACGAGACUUUCCCAAUCGUUGAAAAAUAUAUAUACACUUCUUUUUGCGGGACUAUCAUGGCAGGGAUGUAAAUCUAAUUUCCGAGACUAUAAUUUAUACUUCCGGUUAACUUUAACGUAAUGCAUUAGAUUCAUGUCUUUACACCACACUCAAUGCUCACAGUGUUAGUUUAAUUUUUAAGAGUGUUUUUUUUUCUAAGCUUGCAGCAAUAAUUAUUGCUACAUACAUAAUUGUAUAUAUAUUUAAUGUUUAAUUUAUUAUCUUACGGCAUUAAGUGACACUGACAGCUUUUUUCCUUAAACUUGAGCCUUAUUCCCAAUGUCUGCUAAGCAAUGAACCCUUCAACACACUAACAGGACACUUUUAGAACUCUGUCAUCCUAAGAAUGCCAUGCAGCAGCAGUACGCGCAUGUCUCGAAAUAUAUUAAGUGCCAUUGUCAUGUAUUAUGCUAUUUUUUGGUUAUGAUGCUAGUUGCAGUAGUAGUAAUGGUGUUGAUGAUGAUGAUGAUUAUGAUGAUGAUAAUGAUGAUGAUGAUGAUGUUAAUAGUAAUGAUAAUGAAAAGAAGAACAAGAACAAGAAGAAAAAGUACAAGAACAAGAACAAGCCUGUAUAACAACAACAACAACAACAACAAUAUCAUAAGGAACCAUCAUCGACUAGUUUUUUCCUUUCUUUGGUUCUUCAGGGUUCACUUCUGCGACAACGGGUAGCAGUCAUUAAGCUCAAUCUUAGCUAUGAACCUUUAUUAAUGCAAUUGAUGCUGUGGGCUGUAUUUUUCAAUAAUAAACUGUUACAUCAAUGA
Scylla paramamosain (green mud crab) is the source of this 1685-nucleotide messenger RNA. RefSeq lists its product as uncharacterized. The transcript has 5 exons. NCBI's taxonomy places the organism in Eukaryota, Metazoa, Arthropoda, Malacostraca, Decapoda, Portunidae. The record is from RefSeq and is a predicted model, not a curated record. Bases 187 to 873 code for a protein of 228 amino acids.